AUGUCUUCCCUUGAACUAUCUACUCUUUUGGGAGAAAGAAGUGCUCUCAAGCAGACAGCCGACAACAUCGCUGAAAAGUUUGCCAAAAGCCCUGACAGGCCAUUUGCCUCUAUUCAUCCGGCUCUGCAGCCACAACAGACACACUCACCUGUGUCAGCAGGUGUUGACCCAGCUAAUGGCGGGGCUUUGGUUCCAGUCAGUUCGGCCGCUGUCAUUGCGGUGACGCCCACAGGCAACACAGUAGUGGCAAAGGGACGUGAUGCAAUUAAGGAUAACGGCGCGAAUCAAUCCGCUCUGGCCAUCAACACCAACAGUGGGGAGGCCUUGUUCAAAAAUGCAAUGCGAGAAUAUGAGGCUAGUGUCAAGAAGAAGUACAGGACGGGGAUAAACCCGGACGACAAGCACAGCAUGGACCAACUCUGGGCAGUUAUCGACGAAGCUAUCGAUCACUAUGAGACGGAGGCCACGAAAGGCUUCUGGGGCAAGAUCCGUCUAUCAUUUCGGAAGCUUGGAGAAAAUGGCAAGGCCAUCGAGGGAUGGCUUGGGCUACUCCCCUCCGAGUCCGAAUACAUGUCGGUCGUGUGCGGUGGAUUGAAACUCCUGAUCAAAGCUGCAGCUCGAAUGCGCGACGUGGCCGACAAGGUUUUAGAUGGUCUUCAUCAAAUUCCUGCUGUUCUCAACGGAACCCAGCGGGUCCUGAAUAUCUUCAGAGACGACAAAGAACUUCGAGGUUACAGCGAGACGCUGUACUGCGCCCUGCUGGCUGCAUUGGGACACAUGCUCGAAUACCUGAAACGGAAGAGUCUUCGAAAGCUCCUCCCUGCCGUGCUGAAACAGGAGACGUACGAGUCCGGGCUUGUGCAGAAGAUCGGAGCCGUCGAGAAGGCGAGGGACAAUUUCAACCAGCACGCCCAGACCUGCCACAUGGAGGCGAUGAAAAAGCUAGCAGAGGUCAACUGCGAGAACUCCAAUAUGAUCCAAGGGCAACUACAGAAUAUUUCCAACAUCCUAGUCCAAUGCGAGGCGGAGAAGAAGAGGGUAAAUGCCGCGCUUGAGGAUGCCAUCAAGCUGGCAAAUAUGAGCUACAACCAACUUCUAAAGGAAUUCAGAGAAAUCAGGGAGCCAUUGAAAGAGUUGAUGAAGCUGCUCAAGUCCAACCCGGCUGUGGAAGAUCUGGCGGAACGAAUGCGUCAGUAUAUGCCCCGGAGUCCUCCAGAUGCGCAGACAAAUAGACGACUGGACGCUCCAGAAGCACCACCCGGGUAUGGAAUAGUCCGACGUGCAUCCAUGCUUCAGGCGCGCAGCAAAAUUGGUGAGUCCCAGAUCCUUCCUUAUUCAAGUGCCACCACUAUCGCCGUCACAUCCGCUGACAGACCACAUACAGCGGCAGCCAAACGAAAUCGACAAAAGCUUCUGUCUCGAUUGGACUAUGACCCCGACAUAACAGGCGCAGACGUGGUAAGCAAUUACAUCUUGGGCUCCGACCUGUCCAGAGAGGAUGAAGAGCGAAGCCUUUUUGUCAUAAAGUCCCAGUUGUUGGCGGAUUGGGUCGAGGCCGAAGAUUCCGUGGCCUUGCUCGUCAACGGCAACGCCAAGCGCGCCGACCGCAAAUCCGCCCUCAGUUUCGUCUGUGCUCGCCUAGUCUAUGCGUUGGACCAGAUCCGAUCUCCUCCUGCAGGGUCCUCAAAAGUCGAUGCACCGGGCCUCGUCCCCAUUCACUUCUUCUGCGGUAGACAUGAUACGGGUGAUGAAAGCUGGGAAUCACCCGCUGGCAUCGUUAACAGCCUAUUGGCCCAACUGCUCACACAAUGCAAGGAUGUGAGUUUAGCCAGGGCCGCAAAGCUCGGAGACUUCGACAGUGGUGACAUAAAAGAGGUCUUCGCGCGGUUCAAGGCCGUGCUCAACGAGCUUCCGGCCGGGACGACGGUCUUUUGCGUGAUUGACGCCAUCUCCUUUUACAUUGACAAGAACAAGACAGAGGGUGACGCGAAGUGGCUGGUUGUGAAGCUGUUGAGGCUCGCCAGGAGGAGCCCUCCGACAAACGCUGUUUUCAAGCUCCUGCUCACGGCUCCAACUUGGCUACGAAUGCCUGACUUGGACCUGGAAAAGGGGGAGAUUCUGAGCGUCAGGACGCCCCUGCCAAAUACUGGGGGGUUUAGCGCCAUGAAGUGGGAUCUCGGCGUCGGGCGGCGGCUUGAAGAACUCAACGAAAGUGACGAUUGA
Messenger RNA from Fonsecaea multimorphosa CBS 102226, 2223 nucleotides. RefSeq lists its product as uncharacterized. The record is from RefSeq and is a predicted model, not a curated record. NCBI's taxonomy places the organism in Eukaryota, Fungi, Ascomycota, Eurotiomycetes, Chaetothyriales, Herpotrichiellaceae. The coding region runs from base 1 to 2223 and encodes 740 amino acids. The transcript has 4 exons.